Molecule: messenger RNA, 1284 nt
Organism: Blastomyces dermatitidis ER-3
Lineage: Eukaryota; Fungi; Ascomycota; Eurotiomycetes; Onygenales; Ajellomycetaceae
Product: arginine N-methyltransferase 2
Exons: 1
Coding region: 1-1284 (427 amino acids)
Biological process (GO): peptidyl-arginine methylation
Cellular component (GO): nucleus; cytoplasm
Molecular function (GO): protein arginine N5-methyltransferase activity
Source: RefSeq, a predicted model, not a curated record
AUGGCGGACAUCAGUGACGAACUGGGCACUAUAGAUGUUGACACAGACGUUCAAGAAAUUCUCCUUGCAGCGUCACAACAUAACAUUCCGAAACUCCGUCAAUUAAUCCGCGCAAAUGAAAAAGCGGAAAAUCCAGUGAAUGUCAAAGAUCCUGAGACCGGGUAUACUCCACUUCACGCUGCAAUUGCUGCCUGUGAAUCAGAUGCAGAGGAUUCAACCGACAGUCAACAAACCCCCAAUGGGAUCACGAAUGGAGAUUCCACAGUAGCCUUAGAUGAAUCGGCUAGUGUGGCUGACCGAGGGAGGGAUGUUGUGAAGUUUCUACUGCAAGAAGGGGCUAUUUGGAAUGACUUGGAUUCUAAAAAUGAAACUCCUGGCUGUUUGGCUAGGAGACUUGGGCUUGAAGAACUUUACAGUUUGAUGGUCGAUGCGGGCGUGAGGGCUGAAAUGCUACUUAAUCGAUUAGACGGCUAUCAAAUGCUAUCGGAUGAUGGUAGCGAGGAGGAAGAGGAAGAGGAUGCUCCUCCUCUGGCAGAGGAAAAACAAACGCAGGAGGACAUAUCACAAGCGGUGCCCGAAUCGGGCAAUGGCAGCAAUCAGAACUUGGCAGAGUCGGCAGAUGCUGACGUUAGCAGCUCUCGCUACCUUCAAUCGAAUUUAACAUUCCAGCAUGAUCGAUUACUCGAUGAAGAUCAAAAUGGCGUGAUGAUGGCGUGGGAGACGGACAUCAUGGCAAAGUCUGCCAAAGCCCUUCUUCCCACUCCCGGAUUGCGUGUUUUAAACAUUGGGCAUGGCAUGGGAAUCGUGGACAAUCUUUUCCAAGCACAGCAACCGAACGCCCACCACAUUGUCGAAGCGCAUCCUGCCGUCAUAGCAGACAUGAAAAGAAAGGGUUGGCAUGAAAAGCCCGGUGUUACCGUUCACGAAGGCAGGUGGCAGGACAUCCUUCCAAGACUCAUCGAUGAGGGAGUGACAUUUGAUGCAAUCUAUUACGACACUUUUGCCGAAUCUUACUCCGACUUCCGAGAAUUCUUCUCGGAGCAAGUUAUUGGUCUCCUUGAACCAAACGGCAAAUGGAGCUUCUUCAAUGGGAUGGGGGCUGAUCGACAAAUAAGCUAUGACGUCUAUCGGAAAGUUGUGGAAAUGGACCUCCUGGAAGCUGGGUUCGAUGUUGAUUGGGAAGACGUUAGAGUCCCACGUCUUGAAGAGGAAUGGAGCGGAGUUCGAAGGAAGUAUUGGGAUGUAGAUAAUUAUAGAUUGCCGACUUGCAGAUACUUAGACUAG